Monomorium pharaonis (pharaoh ant) is the source of this 4102-nucleotide messenger RNA. RefSeq lists its product as uncharacterized. The transcript is spliced from 5 exons. The coding region runs from base 2312 to 3313 and encodes 333 amino acids. The record is from RefSeq and is a predicted model, not a curated record. NCBI's taxonomy places the organism in Eukaryota, Metazoa, Arthropoda, Insecta, Hymenoptera, Formicidae.
CGAAUGCAUCACGGUAUAUGAAUAAGGAAAUGAAACUUUGGCACUAUACAAUCUGGAUAGAGGCGCUGAAACCGUGGGUAAUACAAUUCUAUCAUAGCCAAGAGGUCAAUAGAUUCUGGGCGAGCUUCGUACGCUAAGCAAAUGUUUAGUAUUUGUAAAAAAAGGGAGUGGCACUCCACUCGCUCAGUAAUGUCUUCUUCUUCCCUGUCUAUUAUCCAUUCACCAAUUAAAAAUAGUAAGCUAUGAACCAAGGCAAGCAUCUGUGAUGCUGUUUGACAUAGAUGAUCGUUUGCACGGAGAUGUUCUUGUAAUACAACUCCAGGUGCAUCCGAUUGCAAAGAUCCGGAGUUGAAGUUAAUACGGCGAUCGUUGAAUUCGUCUAACGUGAAAAGGUGUUUCUCUUCUAUACAAAAUGUCAACAACUUUCGACAAGCAAUUACAGCGAUGCCUUCGAUCAAGACAUGCAUCGAGUCUUGAGGUAAACAGGUAGUCACGUCAAAAUUCGGUAUAUCCAAUAAUGGGCUUCUGCUGUUGAUACCGUAUCGUUUUUUCCAAAAAUCCAUAGUAUUCUUCGGAACACGGGGUUCACUAAUUGCUGCUAUAUGAUCUUCGUGAGUUAUGUUGUCUCGCAGAACAAAAUUAUCUUCUGAAAAAUUCGUCUUCCAGUCGUGUUUCGUCGUCAUACACUGACGACAUGGACGAUAAGCUGAUACCGAUUCUUUAAAGCCGCCCAUCAGCGUAGAUGCCGGAGUAUCUCCCGCGCAAAAUAGAAGUGAUCCUUUAAAAAUAUUUCCCCCUUGUCCCGUGACAUUUACACUGAUUCCUUGGGUUUGUAGAGUUAUAAUAUCAGCGAUGAAUGAUUCCAGUAUCUUUUAAAGCCCAUCUUUUUUCAAAUAUUUAGUUUUAACUACUGCUAAUAAUUGGAUUGUAUUCUGUGUCGAUAUUUCAGGAGGAAUGUUUGCAAGAGUCCAAUAAAACAUGGACAGUUUCUGACUUUUUGCACGGACACCUAAUGGAUUUGUUAUCCCAAGAUCGUCAUAGUAAACAAUUAUGGCUAAGGCGUUUGGAUUAUUACAAAAAAAAUUGUUCUCGCGGUAAUACGAACCAUGUAACACCGACUUUAGCACAUCACCUUCUUGUGCCUUCGCAUUUUCCACAUUAAGCCGUACUUCAUCGUUACGUAGGAGCAUUUUUAGAUUGGCCAGAAAUGGUACAAUGUAUGCAUAACGCUGAACCUCGACUAAGUCCCGUAUACCUGGAGUUUGUUUUUUUUUUUUUACAUGCAAGUUCCUUAUAAACAACAAGUUUUUGUGGCAUUACCAUAUGAAGUUCCUCAACAAGCAUUUUGUCGAAAUAGUGCUUCGAACGUACUUUAGAAAACAGUAUUGAAGGAGGGUAUCUCUGUUUAUACAUCUCCUUCACAGUAUCAAAAUCAAGAAAAUUUAUCACAUAAUCUACUUGCUGGUAAAGAUCAUUCUGUAAAUACACAUAAUAGAAUUAUUGUAUUGUAAAUGACAAAUUACAAUACAGCAAAGUAUGCAAUGAGCUUUUUUUUCUAUUCUGAAUAUUACCAGUAUAACAGACGAAUAAGCAGUCAGUAAAUAUUGAACACCGUCAAUUAUAUAAUCAACAGCAGUUUGAGAGAUCUUGCAGGUUUCUCGAAUAUGCAGAAGAAAUUGUGCUGCAUGCCACUGAAGUUGUUCUGCUGGAGUCAUCAUGUUUGAUUCUUCGUGUACUAAACAGAAGAAAAAGUAGAAGAAACCAAAUAUCUAAAUUGAUUUAGUAUUACGAGUUAUGAUACUUAGAAAAUAUUUUUAAAAGAUUGUAUACAAAUAUAUUCAAAAAUAUUUGUAAAAUCUUUUAAAAAUAUUUUUGAAAAUAUUUUUAGAAGAUUGCAUACAAAUAUAUUCAAUAAUAUUUGUAAAAACUUUUAGAAAUAUUUUCGAAAAUAUUAUUUGGACAUCAUCUCGCGGACAUAGAAGCAUUUUAAUAAUAUUUUCGUAAAAUGUUUUGUGCUGUCUGUGGGGUGGAGUUUAGUAGACAGUAUCUUAUUGGCUUCUAUCAAAACUAUUAUUGACUACAAUACAUAUUAAGGAUAUCAUGCAUAUGUUAGAAAUAAUUGUAAAGAUAUUCAUAUAAAAAUAAAUCAUGUUAAUUAAAUAUCCCGCCGGCAUUCAUUUAUUACAUUGCAAAAGUAUCGGACUCUGCUCUGUGUUGAACGUGUUAGCGUAAUAAGUUACAAAUCGCAGAAUUUCGUCGCAAUUGCUCUUACGCCGCGGUCAUCAUAAAGACGACCUGGUUUUCUUCCGAAAUGGAGAAAAAAGUGUACUGCGUGUUUGGUGAACGAUGCAAAUGUAUACGAUAUGUGAAAUCACCGAACGAGACUGAUGUACAUGCCGUGCUCAGAUCUCUUACGAAAGCGAGUGAUACAGACGCCGUAUUGAAGGCAAUAAUGCGCGAUAAAUACAUCAUUCUACAAAAACCAGAUCCCGAUCGAAAUAAUCGCCUCUAUGACAUCGACUACGAUACAGAAAUCAUGGAUAAAGACGAGGUUACACUUCUUUUUCUCAUGCAAUCUGGAGAAAGUGUAGCUAAACCGACACCUCUCCAUGGUGAUCUUCGAGAAGGCGAAUUUAUGGCGCUAAAUAUUCCUGUCUUAUAUGAAGAAUCAUGGGAGAACGCAGCGAGUGAAGCAAUGUCAAGGGACAUCAAAUUUGAGAUUCAGAACAAGGACAAUCAAGCUGCCAAUGAGACAGAUCCGCUCUCGCAAGCAAGUACGAGUGGCAUUGCUGUAAUUACACAACCAUCGCCAAAUACUCAUGCAGUGAAAUCAUCUUCAAUAAAAAAUCGACCAUCAGGAGCUAGAAGUAUUCCUUAUCCAGCUGCUUUGCCGGAAUUAACACUUGAUCUGGUCAAAAUACUCGAAACCGUUAGUGUGUUUGAAGGAAUGAGGUCUUUCAUUCAUUUCUGGACAUCACACUUAUUAAGUGUAACAAACAAUAAUCCUACAAAGCAAGACUACCAAAAUUUUUCAAUGAGUAUCGUGGACACAUACCCAAUCUUGAAAGGAGGAAAGGAUGGAAAUACGAGCGAACCUAAAGAAGAUUUUAAAAAGAGACGCCGCAGGAGUACCAAAGAGCUCGACAGUUGCAGGAAAUGCUGUACUGAUUCAAUCGAAGACGUAAGUUUUGUGUGGCGAAUAAUGCAGAUAAUGAAUAAUGUUAUUAAUUCUUACAAUCCUUGGUCUUCUGUCUUUCUUAGAUCACAAACAGUUAAUGAUAACAGCUCUAAAAGAAUUAGAAAAAAAAUCUAACAACGUCAAUACACCUCAUGUCAGACGUUUGCUUCAGGAAACAUUUAUAGCUCGACGACCUUGGAUCGAAAAAGAAGCCAAAGGAAUAUCUAUUAUAGUUGCGAAAUAUCCACAAUUAGGAAUACAUGACUUGAUCGUUCUCGAGUUUAUAACUUUGAAAAAAAUAAUGCUGGAAACUAUGUAUGAAGACGUUGAGGCGAUGAUUAAAAAGUUGUCCGCACAUUAUUGCGCCAAUGAGGCUACCACUGAAGAAUCAAAAGCUUCUGUGAUCGUGAAAUUAUAUGAAGAACUCGCGAAUAAAAGAACAAGAAAGACAGUGAAGCCUCUCUUUACAGUAAAGGAGAUUAUGAAUCAUCGAGAAUCUGGUCACUGCAAAAGAAGAUUCUCCGCGUGCGAUCUUAUAUAUCGCAGAAGAAGGUGUUGCUUCGUCCUUCGUGGAAGCUGACGCAGAUGUGAAAGUUAAAAUUCCGGAGCCAACGGUCGCCAAGACUAUAAUUUCUCUGCUCGCUUCGUAUUAUGUUUGGGACACGGCGUAUCCGUCGGUGUACGCCAAUACAAUGGGAUAUAUUGAUCACGAGGUACUGGGGACCAUCGUAAAAAACUGUGUGAUUGAAAAGUACAUUCGCAAGCUGAACUAUAAUGCAUACAACUGCGUAAGAUAUACAAUGUAAUUAAGACCACGUUAAUACAUAUUAUAAAUAUAUACAUAUAUUGAAAAAUGUAAUACAUGUUAUCUAUUUUGAAAAGUGUAAUACAUGUUAGAUAUUAAAAAGUGUAAAUUUGUAUUAA